Molecule: messenger RNA, 2286 nt
Organism: Morus notabilis
Lineage: Eukaryota; Viridiplantae; Streptophyta; Magnoliopsida; Rosales; Moraceae
Product: mechanosensitive ion channel protein 10
Exons: 5
Coding region: 1-2286 (761 amino acids)
Biological process (GO): detection of mechanical stimulus; transmembrane transport; monoatomic anion transport
Cellular component (GO): plasma membrane
Molecular function (GO): mechanosensitive monoatomic ion channel activity
Source: RefSeq, a predicted model, not a curated record
AUGGAAGCGAGAGGAAAAACAUCAUCAAACGGCGGCGAAACAAGCAUGUCGGAGAAGAAAACCGAGAAUGGAAGCGAAGUUGUUGUAGAAAUUCGAACAGAAUCUGGGUCUGCCAAAAAGGGCUCAGAAUCUCCCUUUCCCAAACAGCUAACCAAAACAGAUUCUCCUCAGAAAGUCUCCACAGAAUCCACUGGUAUAUCCAAGUCGGUCCCAGUAAUCUGUCCUUCGCCGGAGAUUGGCCGGUUCAGUCCAAGCCCUAACAAGCCUCCGAAGAUUCCGGCCACCAAUGACACUCUCACUCGGAGGAAAUCGCUCAACCGGUCGUCGGUCUUCUCCCGGCCCAAGUCCCGAUUCGGCGAGCCGUCGGUUUCGAUCGACCCCGCCAUAUUUGAAGAGCACAAUGGCACGGACCAGAACGGCCUCGGCUCGCCUCAUAGAGGCUCCUUCAACAAGGCUUCGCCGAACAAUGACUCGAUCGCGCAGAAAUCGGCGGCGGAGGACGAGGACGAUGAGAUUUACAAGAAGGUCGUGCUCAGCGAGGAGAAGCGGAAGAGAGUGAAGGCCAAGGUUGUGGUCGAGUGGAUUAUGUUUUUGUUUCUCGUUGGUUGUUUGACGGCAAGUUUGACGGUUGAGAGAUUGGAGAGGACUCUGCUUUGGGAGUUGGAGCUUUGGAAGUGGGUUGUUCUUGUGAUGGGGAUCAUCUGUGGAAUGUUGGUCACCAAUUGGUUUAUGCGCAUAGUCGUUUUCGUCAUCGAGAGGAACUUUUUGCUUAGGAAGAAGGUUUUGUACUUCGUCCAUGGAUUGAAGAAGAGCGUUCAGGUCUUUAUUUGGUUGUGUCUUGUGCUUCUAACAUGGGUCCUUGUGUUUAACUAUGGAAUUAAGCGUUCGAAAACUGCCAAUAAGAUUUUAGACUACGUGACUUGGACUCUUGUGACGCUUCUAAUUGGGGGGUUUCUUUGGCUGAUAAAGACUCUUUUGUUGAAGAUUUUGGCGUCCAAUUUUCAUGUCAAUACUUUCUUUGAUAGGAUUCAGGAGUCGAUUUUCCAUCAGUAUGUUUUGCAGACCUUUUCGGGGCCUGCGCUAAUUGAGGAGGCCGAGCAGGUCGGGAGGUCGCCGAGCAUGGGGCAGUUGAGUUUCAGGAGUUCUAAGAAGGGAAAGGCGGCGAAAACUAAGGAGACGAUCGACAUGGCCAAGCUUCACAAGAUGAAGCAAGGGAAGGUCUCGGCUUGGACCAUGAAGGUUCUGGUCGACGCGGUUAGUAGAUCGGGCCUUUCGACGGUCUCAAACACAUUGGACGAGAUGGAGAAUGGCGCAAUGGAGCAGACUGAUAAGGAGAUUACAAACGAGGUGGAAGCAACUGCCGCUGCCUAUCACAUUUUCAGAAAUGUUGCUCCACCUGGUUCUAAGUUCAUUGAUGAGGAUGAUCUCUUGAGAUUCAUGAUUAAGGAAGAAGUGGACAUUGUGCUUCUGCUGUUUGGAACAGACAAUGGGCGAAUUGACAGAAAGGCUCUGACUGAUUGGGUGAUUAAGGUGUAUAAUGUUCGAAAAGCACUAGCACAUGCUCUGAAUGACACCAAAACAGCCGUAAAGCAACUGAACAAACUCGUAAUAGGCAUCCUCUUUGUUGUGACCAUUGUGGUGUGGCUUCUACUGACGGAAAUCGCUACCACAAAGGUGCUUCUCUUCCUCUCUUCACAGCUUGUGGUGGCGGCUUUCAUGUUUGGAAACACCUGCAAGACCAUUUUCGAAGCCAUCGUGUUUGUAUUCGUAAUGCAUCCGUUUGAUGUUGGUGACCGCUGUGUUGUUGACGGAGUUCCGCUGCUUGUUGAAGAGAUGAACAUCUUAACCACAGUCUUCUUGAAACUCAACAAUGAAAAGGUAUACUAUCCGAAUUCAGUUCUGUCCACAAAGCCCAUCAGCAACUAUUACAGAAGCUCAGAUAUGGGUGAUACUGUUGAAUUCUCAAUUGAUUUCAUGACACCAGUUGAGAAGAUAGGCCACCUGAAAGAUAAAAUAAACCAGUACAUAGAGAAGAAUCCACUACAAUGGCAUCCCAACCACAGUGUGAUGGUUGUUGAGAUCGAAGAUGUCAACAAGUUAGAUAUGGUUCUCUAUGUUAACCACACCAUAUCGUUUCAAGAGUAUGGAGAGAAGGACAAACGACGAACUGAGCUAGUCAUGGAGAUUAAAAGGAUUUUCGAAGAGGUGGACAUAAAAUACUAUCUGCUGCCGCAAGCAAUUGAGCUUGGCCAAAGUGUUUUAGACACAAUCCCUAUCAAAAGAUGA